GACUCUGGUCUUCAUUCUGUCCUCGGCCCCCAGCGCUUAAUACAGUGCUUGGCUCUCAGUCGGUUCCUGCUACCCAAUCCAUCUGCCGAUAACCAUGAAACUUCUCAUCCUGGUCGCCUUCUGUCUCUGCGCCCUUGGCACCUACGUAGCAGAUGGUGUCGGGAGUGAGGUGAUGACAAAACAGAUUUGUGUGAGUCUGACAAACCAGCCCGUAAAAAUCAAUGCACUGAAGAAAUACACCAUUCAAGAAGGACCUAUGAAAGCAGUGAUCUUCUUCACCAGACGUGGGAUUAAAUUUUGUGCCAACCCAGAUGCCACCUGGGUGAAAAAGGCCAUAAAGACCAUGGACCAAAGAACCACCACCAAGAGAAUGGUCAGCCAAAGUCAAGAGAAGACAACUGGCACCCAGCCAUCUACAAAUACAGCCAUAUCUUCAGCCAUUUAGUUCUAUAAUUAACUGCUGAAGAACUCCUUGGAACUCCUGCUCCCUAUCAGAGGGAAUUGAAACUCUUUGUUUUAAUUCUCCUCAGACACAGAGAUAUGGGAGAAAGGGGUUCUUGGUUUUUUCACUGUUUCACAUUUCUAAAGUUCUCACAGAAGCUUCUAUGAAUAAAUAUUUAUUGGCAUGCACAGGCACUUUGGUUAUUUACGGUAAGGUAGGAAGAAGGAAAAGAGGGUUGCCCCCUCAACCAACCUUCCAGAAGAGGCAGGGGGGAAACCAAGUGAAGACAAGGACACGGUCUCUGGGAACACUAAUGCCUGUUAACCUUGGUCCAGGCCUUGCGAGGAGGCAGUUCUGGACAAACAAAUCACUGCCCAGACAGACCACCUCUGACUUCCUGUGCCAACUGGGGCAAAUGAUUGCCAUCUCUGGGCCUUGGUACCAUGACCAAGCCAAGUAGAGGGUAGGGUGCAGGCCUCAGCUAGUCAGGGAGGGUGAGGUGACUGUUGAGGUCCAGGAUACUACCAGGUUACAGGGUAGGUUGGGGCUCAGGUGAAGAGACCAGGCCGAGAACAAUGCGGAAAGAAGAGACGCGAGAAGCUGGGGAGAAGUUCCCUUCUCCCCAGCUUGAGGGGCCUCUGUUCUCCCCAGUUCAAGGAGUUGAGUGGUCUGAAGCUUCUGGAAGACAGGCAAAGGUUUCAGAAUGCUUACCGACAUCCGGAGCUUAGCCGUCUCAUCGACAAGUGUUAUUUCUACUGUGUGGUCAGUAGCCACGUUCGUGUGUGCUUUCUCCAUGUAUUCAACCCCUACUGCGAUUGUAAUCAGAAUCAGCUGGUUUCCUCUUUGCUCUUUCCAUUUCACCCACAUCGUAUC
Molecule: messenger RNA, 1315 nt
Organism: Tachyglossus aculeatus (Australian echidna)
Lineage: Eukaryota; Metazoa; Chordata; Mammalia; Monotremata; Tachyglossidae
Product: lymphotactin-like
Exons: 3
Coding region: 95-445 (116 amino acids)
Biological process (GO): cellular response to type II interferon; cellular response to interleukin-1; lymphocyte chemotaxis
Cellular component (GO): extracellular region
Molecular function (GO): CCR chemokine receptor binding; chemokine activity
Source: RefSeq, a predicted model, not a curated record